CUGUUCUCCUUGGCUUUUAGGAAAUUGUACUAGUCGCAAGGGACUCAAUGGAGCAUGUUCAGUUCAUGAAUACAUUGGCAGCUUCCAGGGACAAACUGCGCGGUUUAAGAUGACUUCUGUGUGUGGACAUGUCAUGAGUCUGGACUUCAUUGGGAAGUACAACAACUGGGACAAGGUGGAUCCUGCAGAACUCUUUAGCAAAGCUCCCACAGAAAAGAAGGAAGCCAACCCCAAACUAAACAUGGUCAAGUUCCUCCAGGUUGAAGCCAGAGACUGUGAUUACGUGGUUUUAUGGCUGGAUUGUGACAAAGAAGGCGAGAACAUCUGUUUUGAGGUAUUAGAUGCCAUCCAGCCUGUGAUGAACAAGGGGAGUGUCAGGGAGCAGACUGUUUACCGAGCCAAAUUCAGCUCUAUUACUGAUGUGGACAUCUGGAAUGCCAUGAACCACCUAGGAGAGCCCAACCGCAAUGAAGCCUUAUCUGUAGAUGCACGUCAGGAGCUGGAUCUGCGCAUCGGCUGUGCCUUUACCCGGUUCCAGACUAAGUAUUUCCAGGGUAAGUACGGGAAUCUAGACUCCUCCUUGAUCUCAUUUGGACCAUGUCAGACCCCCACACUAGGCUUUUGUGUGGAACGCCACGACAAGAUCCAGUCCUUCAGACCUGAGACUUACUGGGUCCUCCAGGCAAAGGUGUUCAAAGGAAAAGACAGCCCACUGACACUGGACUGGAAUAGGGUGAGGGUCUUUGACAGGGAGGUGGGCCAGAUGUUCCUUAACCUGGCCAAGGCAUGCAGGGAGGCCAAGGUGGAGUCGGUGAGUAAGAAGGAGAAGACCAAGCAGAGGCCCCAGGCCUUGAACACAGUGGAGAUGUUGAGGGUGGCUAGCUCUGCCUUAGGCAUGGGUCCCCAGCAUGCCAUGCAGAUUGCAGAACGCCUGUAUACACAGGGCUACAUCAGUUACCCACGUACUGAAACGACCCAUUACCCAGAGAACUUUGACUUGAAAGGAACACUGAAGAAGCAGACCGGCAAUCCCAUCUGGGCAGAAGAGGUGAAAGCUCUACUUUCAACUGGAUUAAACCGACCCAGGAAAGGAACUGAUGCUGGAGACCAUCCACCUAUCACUCCCAUGUGUGCUGCCUCAGAAGCGGAACUUGGCAGUGAUGGCUGGCGGUUAUAUGAGUACAUCACACGGCAUUUCAUUGCUACUGUCAGUGAGGACUGCAAGUACCUACAGACCACCAUAGACUUCACCAUUGGCACGGAAGCCUUCUCAUGCAGCGGCAAAACUCUGAUCUCAGCAGGUUACACAGCAGUGAUGCCUUGGCAGGGCAUCCCUCUGGAAGAGACCAUGCCAGAUUGUGAGCGUGGAGACACCUACACAGUAGAUGAGCUCAAGCUGCUGGAAAAGCAGACUAGCCCCCCAGACUACCUGACUGAGGCCGAACUCAUCACCCUCAUGGAGAAACAUGGCAUUGGUACUGAUGCCAGUAUUCCUGUCCACAUUAACAACGUCUGCCAGAGGAACUAUGUGACAGUAGAAAGCGGCCGCAGGUUGAAGCCAACCAACCUGGGCAUUGUCCUUGUACAUGGCUACUACAAGAUAGAUGAAGAGCUGGUGCUGCCCACCAUACGCAGUGCUGUAGAGAAGAUGCUGAACCUUAUCGCACUGGGCAAGGCCAACUAUCAGCAGGUCCUACAGCACACACUGGAUAUCUUCAAGAGGAAGUUUCACUACUUUGUGGAUUCCAUUGCAGGCAUGGAUGAGUUGAUGGAGGUCUCCUUUUCCCCUAUAGCUGCCACUGGGAAGCCCAUGUCUCGCUGUGGCAAGUGCCACCGCUUCAUGAAAUACAUCCAGGCCAAGCCCAGCAGGCUCCACUGCUCGCACUGUGAUGAGACCUACAGUCUUCCCCAGAAUGGAGCCAUCAAGCUGUACAAGGAACUCCGCUGUCCACUGGAUGAUUUUGAGCUUGUGCUGUGGACCUCUGGUGCCCGGGGCAAGAGCUACCCCUUGUGCCCCUACUGCUUCAGCAACCCACCUUUCAGGGACAUGAAGAAAGGUAUGGGAUGCAAUGAAUGUACCCAUCCAUCCUGUCAGCAUGCUCUCAACUCUUUAGGGAUUGGACAGUGUGUGGAGUGCGAUAGUGGGGUUUUGGUGCUGGAUCCCACAUCUGGACCAAAAUGGAGAAUGGCCUGCAAUAAAUGCAAUGUGUUGGUGCACUUCUUUGAACAUGCGCACAAAGUGCAGGUAGCUCAGGAGAGCUGCAAUGCCUGUGAUGCCUCUCUGGUCGUAGUUGAUUUUAACAAAGCUCGCACUCCACUUCCUGCUGGCGAGACCCAACAAACUGGCUGCGUUUUCUGUGACGUGGUCUUCCAGGAUCUAGUGGAGCUCAAACAUGCCACCAUGAGGCACGCCAUGCACCGGGGUGGGGGAGCAAGACGAGGACGUGGACGGGGGAGGGGACGCCGUAGCAAUCCUAAAAAACCUAAAGACAAAAUGGCUGCCUUGGCAGCUUACUUUGUGUAGUGUCCCUGUAUAGUGCAUCUUAGUUGCUUGAAACAUAUAAAGUUGUAUAUAUAAUUGACUUUUUACAUGUGUUCAGUUGCACUAAAGUGAAAUAUGUAUCAAAAACAUAAGUCUGUUAACCCUAUAAACAGGUUAUAUACAAUGGCUUCAAAAAGUAUUCUUAUAUUUUCACAAUUUGCACACUUUGUGUUAAUGUCAUUUUAAAUGGAUUAAAUAGCCAUGUUUCCAUCAAUCAGUAAGCCAUAUUGACUUUGACAGUGAAAACAUUUAGCAAAUUUACUGAAAAGCAAAAACUGAAAUGUCUACUGUACAAAGGUUUACAGAGUUUUAAUUCAUUACUUUGUAAAAGCCCCUUCAGCAACAGUUAAAGUUUGCAGUCUUUUUGAGUAUGUCUUUACAAACUUUGCACACCACGAUUUGGGCAGUUUAUCUCAUUCUUCCUGGCAGAUGAGUUUCCAUCAAAUUUGAUGGUAAGAACUGUGAUCUCAGGUCUUUCCGCAAUGUCCUUAGGGGUUUUAAGUCUGGACUUUGGGCCCCUCAAGGUCAGUCAGAGACUACUUUAAAAUUUAUGGAGAACUGCUGAGGUUGUUGUCUUUGUGGAAGGUUCUCCAUCUCCUCAGAAGACUUUUGAACAAAGCACUUCUUGCCUGGUGACUUAGUUUGGUCAGACAGCCAACUGUAGGAAUAGUCCUGGUGGUUCCAGUCUUCUUCCAUUUCACAGCUACUGAGGUCACUGUGCUCCUGGGAACAUUCAGAGCUUUAGAAAUAGUUUUAUACCUUUGUCUACCUUAAGGCCCGGCCACUGGACUUUUGACACGACCCAUUACAAACCCAUUAAUUCCUGAAUGGCAAAAAGCAACCUUACUGUAAACAACCUCCUGCUCGGCUGGAGGGUGCUAAAAAUGGGCACAGUGGCCGGCGUCAAACACAUCGCCCCGUGCAACCACAUGGGCAAGCAGCUUCAAGCUACAAUUUUUCAAACUUUGAAACGAUGUCCUGUUCGUCAUGUUACACUGACGCUGUCACCAGGUGGCGCCAAAUGGACGUCUGGUUGGUACGCUUUAUGACAUUUAGGAAUGGGAGCCGUCCCUGGUAGGCUAGUGGUUAAAGCGCAGCGGCGAGAGCGCCCGGGUUCGAAUCAGGG
Monopterus albus (swamp eel) is the source of this 3668-nucleotide messenger RNA. RefSeq names its product DNA topoisomerase III beta (gene top3b). Gene Ontology annotation, molecular function: DNA binding; DNA topoisomerase type I (single strand cut, ATP-independent) activity. Bases 110 to 2524 code for a protein of 804 amino acids. Gene Ontology annotation, cellular component: nucleus. The transcript is spliced from 17 exons. NCBI's taxonomy places the organism in Eukaryota, Metazoa, Chordata, Actinopteri, Synbranchiformes, Synbranchidae. The record is from RefSeq and is a predicted model, not a curated record. Gene Ontology annotation, biological process: DNA topological change; DNA recombination; DNA repair.